This is a messenger RNA of Temnothorax curvispinosus, 2847 nucleotides long. Its product is annotated as fidgetin-like protein 1. The record is from RefSeq and is a predicted model, not a curated record. Bases 279 to 2243 code for a protein of 654 amino acids. Gene Ontology annotation, molecular function: ATP binding; microtubule severing ATPase activity; ATP hydrolysis activity. Lineage: Eukaryota; Metazoa; Arthropoda; Insecta; Hymenoptera; Formicidae. The transcript is spliced from 2 exons.
AAACGGGCCUCCGCGAUCAGCCAAUCAACAGCGGGCGUGAAACACGUGAUCCAAAACGCAUUCUGAUUCCGGAGUGAGUGUGCGCUCAAUGUACGCAAUAUUUCGCGCCGCAACAGGUGUAGGGUAGAAGUUGUUGUUAUCACGUGUCAGAGAUAAUUUGAGAUAAUUAAAUCUUAGCGCCAAACGAUUUGUUAAGACGCGAUGACGCUUCAAUUGCGAUAACGCUCGAAAGAUAUUCUGUGCUCCUGGUACUUUAUUAUAUCAUACCUUGACGCAUCAUGGAUAAGGAUGUAAAUCCUGCCGGUGCGAAGACACGUGUUGCACAAAAUUCGAAGGAGGAGAAGAAUAAUGUUUUGGCCGCCUACCACACCCUGAAAUUUUCAAAGGAAGAUAAGGAUUGCUUCGAUGUCGCGGACAUCGAACGCAGGUCUCUCGCUGUGAAGUACAUGACGACAAAGUUGUUCGAUUCGGAAGGUACGGCGGCGGAGCUGCUCCGAAAGGGUCUUAAAGACUAUCAUACUCUGGUGAGAGACAAGACUGGAGUAAACAAUUACUGGAAACAGAUUAAAUCUCAACUAUCGAACGUGAAAAACGAUCCGUUGAAGUGGAAGUCGAAGUUGGACGAUGAGAAGUUGGACGCCACGCUGAAAUUUAUAAAACCUUUGGCUUGUCAGAAGCUCAACACUCUACCUUGCAAAGGAAGAUCUUACAGCGAUAGGGAUAUAGAGAAAAUAAUAAACAGUUCGAAGAAGGAUAUAUCGGAGAGAAGUAGAAAAAUCUCUCCGCAGUUGCAGGCAACUUCUAGCCAAAGUUUGAGUCAAGAAUUCUCAUUGAAGCCUAACAGUGAACAGAAAAUAUCUACUUACUUCAAGAAUAUUCCUAGAAAUAGUAUUAAUAAGCAUGUAAGUCACGCCAAACAGAAUACACCCAAAGUACAAUCAAACAGCCAUUCUUAUCCGAAUUUGGAUAAAUUUGUGCAAAAAAUGCCUCCUAAAUUAAACAAUAGUGAUACGAAUGGUAAAAACUCGCGCAGCAGACUCGUACCGAUAGAUCCGCAUGCACCGAAAUUAAAGCCAGCUACUCCUCCACAGUCCAGCAGCGAAGACGCCAAAACGCAAAGAGUCACUCUCGAUUCCUUCAGAAGCGCCAGGGACGAACUCCACAUCCAGGAGAUGAAGAAGAACAAAUCGGCACCGAAGAAGACUCUGGGCGGUCGAGGAGCGGCCAAUGCUCCGUUCAUCUGCCCGUUCAAACGCGACAAAGAAGAGCAAAGUAACAGUGCGCCGCAAGGCACAGCGAGCGGGGAGGAAGUGGAGGAUGAGAGGCUGAAGAACAUCGAUCCGAACAUGAUCGAGCUGAUAAAGAACGAGAUUAUGGAUUUGGGUAAAACGAUAACGUGGGACGACAUCGCGGGGCUCGAGUACAUCAAGAAGAUCGUCAAGGAGGUGGUGGUGUUCCCCAUGUUGAGGCCGGACAUCUUCACGGGUCUCCGCCGUCCGCCCAAAGGGAUCUUGCUCUUCGGCCCGCCCGGCACGGGAAAGACCCUCAUCGGCAAGUGCAUAGCCUCGCAAAGCAAGUCCACGUUCUUUUCGAUUUCAGCGAGCUCACUGACCUCCAAAUGGAUCGGCGACGGGGAGAAGAUGGUCCGCGCGUUGUUCGCGGUGGCCAAGGUUCAUCAGCCGUCCGUCAUCUUCAUCGACGAAAUCGAUUCGCUGCUGACGCAGCGUUCGGAGACGGAACACGAGUCCUCCAGACGGCUGAAGACGGAGUUCCUGGUGCAGCUCGACGGCGCGGCGACGUCCGAGGACGAUCGCAUUCUGAUCGUCGGCGCGACCAAUCGGCCUCAGGAGUUGGACGAGGCGGCGAGGAGACGUCUCGUCAAGAGAUUGUACGUACCACUGCCGGAGCUCGAGGCGCGUAAGCAGAUAAUAAACAAUUUAUUGAGAUCGGUGCACCACGAUCUCGCUGAGGAGGAAAUCGCGAGGAUCGCGGAGAAAUCAGCGGGAUAUUCCGGCGCCGACAUGACGAAUCUCUGCAAGGAAGCGAGCAUGGAACCGAUCCGGAGUAUCCCCUUCAGUCAGCUCGAGGAUAUAAGAAUGGAGGAAGUGAGGCACAUAACGAAUCGCGAUUUCGAGCAAGCGCUGAUCAACGUGCGACCCAGCGUUUCUCAGUCGGAUCUGAACAUUUACAUCGAGUGGGAUCGUACUUACGGAUCUGGGACCGCUCCAAGCUAUAAGACUUAGUAUAAAAUACAAUUAACUUAAUUUUUGUUGUGUACAAAUUAUUGAAAAGAAAUUCUCUCGUAUCUUAUUUUUGUAACGCCAAGUUUUCUAACAAAUACGCGAUUGUGUGAGAUAGGAAAAGCUUUUUAAUGAGAGUUAAUUAAUUCUUAACUCUAUCAUGAUUAUAAUUGUAAUAAUAAAUAUAUAAUAUAAUCGUAUUUAUGGAUCUGAUACUGCCGAAAGCUAUAAGACCUAAUGUAACAUGCAAAUAAUUUAAUUUUUUUGUUGUGUACAAAUCAUUGAGAUUCUCUCUUGUGUUAUUUUUGUAACGCCAAGUUUUCUAACAAAUACGCGGUUGUGUGAGAUAUUAAAAGCUUUUUAAUGAGAGUUAAUUCAUUCUUAACUCUAUCAUGAUUAUAAUUGUAAUAAUAAAUAUAUAGUAUAAUCGUAUUUAUGGAUCUGAUACUGCUGAAAGCUAUAAGACCUAAUGUAACAUGCAAAUAACUUAAUUUUUUUGUUGUGUACAAAUCAUUGAGAUUCUCUCUUGUGUUAUUUUUGUAACGCCAAGUUUUCUAACAGAUACACGGUUGUGUGAGAUAGGAAAAGUUUAAUGGGAGUUAAUUCA